AUGGAAGCCGCCCACGACGGCGACGUCCUCGAGAUCAAGAAGAUUGCAAAGGAGCUGGACGUGCACGGGCAUGGGAUCCCCGCGACAGUGGCCAACACGACCUUCCACGGCGUAAACGCGCUGCACGCCGCCUGUGGCCUCGGCAGGCUGCCGGUCUACCAGUAUCUCAUCGAGGAGGUCAAUAUGGUGGAGAUCGACAAGCCUGAUGCCCGGGGCUAUACACCUGUGGAGCAUGCCCUCACCGAAGGCCACCUCCCUGCCGUCAGGUACCUUCUUGAUCGUGGAGCUGAUCUGCAUCAGCGCCAUAAAGAUGGAACCAUGUCUACUCUUCUUCAUUCAGCUGCAGCUCUUGGGCACUCUGAAAUAGUAAAGUUUCUUCUUUCUAGAGGGGCUGAUAUUGAUGCGCUAUCAUUUUCUGGGACACCACUGUCUCUUGCUGCUCUUAGAGGACAUGCUAGCACGGUUAAGAUCCUUUUGCAGCACAAUGCAGAUCCUAACAAGGGCACUCGUCGGUUUGGACCUUUAGGGAUGGCAAUAGAUAUAUCAUCUGUGUCCUGUGUGAAGCUAUUGAUUCAGGGUGGAGCUAAUGUGAGCGGUGGUAGUCCUUGUGAUAUUCCUUUGGUUGCGGCUGCAGAGAAGGGCUUAACUGAAGUUAUUAAGUGCCUGUUGGAAGCUGGUGCAAAUCCAAAUGUCCCUGACACGUUUGGUAGAUUGCCAAUAGAGUUGGCUGCUGAAUAUGGCACACAGGAAGAUUUUGAGAUUCUCUUUCCUUUCACCUCUCCCAUUCCAACUGUGACAAAUUGGAGCGUUGAUGGAAUCAUUAGUCAUGUGGAGAUGGAAAUCAAACAGCUUGAGGAUGACAAUUUUGUGAAAAAGGGUGUGUCUGACCUGAAACAACAAGCAGAUGAAGCAUUUAGGAAGCAGGAUUAUCUGAAUGCAUCAGUGUUCUACACGCAGGCACUGAGGAUGGAUAACUUCGACGCUAAAUUGUUGUCAAACCGGAGUCUUUGCUGGGCUCGCAUGGGUCAUGGAGAAUGGGCUUAUGAUGAUGCAGAUAAAUGUCGGGAGCUUCGCCCAAAGUGGGCCAAGUCACACUAUCGGCUUGGAGUAGCUCUGAUGUGUAUGAAGGGAGGUGAUUGA
Messenger RNA from Triticum aestivum (bread wheat), 1140 nucleotides. Its product is annotated as ankyrin repeat domain-containing protein 65-like. The record is from RefSeq and is a predicted model, not a curated record. The transcript has 10 exons. Gene Ontology annotation, molecular function: protein binding. NCBI's taxonomy places the organism in Eukaryota, Viridiplantae, Streptophyta, Magnoliopsida, Poales, Poaceae. The coding region runs from base 1 to 1140 and encodes 379 amino acids.